AUGCGGCCACCGGUUGGCCUCUUGCUGCUCUGCAGCUGCUGCUGCUGCUGCCUGGGCCUGGGCCUGGCGCCAGAGCAACUCUUUGGCCGGCCGCCUGUCGAUCGGGAUGUACAGCGACUGGGCGAGGCCGCGCUGCAUGUGGCCAGCCGUCACAUUGCCACCAGGAUCAACACGCUUCUGGUGCGACAGCACUGCCUGCACUGUCCAGCAGAGCUGGAUCACCAGCAGCGUCAGCUAACGGACCAGCUGCUCCAGCAGCUGGCACUGCACAUGUCCGUCCUCUUCUACAGGGCAUCCGCCUUCGUCCAGCAGCCCUGGGACUACACGCUCUUCGUGGUCAACGAGGCAGAGGCUUUUGAACAACUCCAUCUGAACUAUACGCAUCUGCUGCACGAACGUGAGUUCUACUUUCUGAUAGUCCUCAUGGUGCGGCAGCCGGCAACGGAGCUGCAGAGCUCUGUGACUCGCAUAUGCUAUGCGGCGCUCGUGAAGCGCAUUAUCAAUGUCGUCGUGCUGGCGCAGCAGGACGAUGGCAAGAUCGCGCUCUAUUCCUACAGAUUGUUCCGGGAGCACUGCACGCCGGGCAUCCACACCUAUCGGAGCAAUCGCUUUCUGUCCAAUGGUAGCUUGUUGCAUCCGGAGCUCUUUCCCGUACGCUUCACCAAUCUGAGCAAUUGUGCGUUCAAUGUGACUGGACACGUAUUGCCGCCGCACUUCAUGUACCUGCCGGCAGAUGGCGCUAUUCUGCCGGCGAACGGGGCGCUGAUUGACAUGCACGAUUUGCAUGGGAUCGGCGGGGAACUGCUGCGUCUGGUGGCCACCGCGCUGAGAUUUCGCAUUAAUCUCAAGAUACCCAUGGAGAAGAGCGAGAUCUUUAGCACUGACAGCCUGAACGGCUGCUUUGCACAGCUGGCAUCGGGCGAGGCUGAUCUGGCGGUAGGCGGCUUCAGUGGCUCGGAUAAGCGUCGCCAUCAGUUCGCCACCUCGGCCGUGUAUCAUCAGAGCUACUUCAUCUUUGUGGUGCGCUCGGAGCGCUAUUCGGGACCCUUUGGCCAGCUGAUACGUCCCUUUGAGCCCGUUGUCUGGCUCUGCCUGUUGGCCACGCUGCUCGCCGCGCUGAUCUGUGCGCGCUGCUUGGAGCAGCGCGUACGUCUGCAGCAUCCGGUCGAGAACUUGAUAGCCUCAACGACGGGCAAUCCGGUGCCGUCGCAUCGUGUGCCGCACAGCAGCUUUCUGCGCCAUCUGCUGGCCAAUUGGCUGCUGCUGACGCUUGUGCUGCGCUGCGCCUACCAGGCGAAGCUGUUCGAUGUGCUGCGCAUACCCAAGCAGCAGCCGCUGCCGCACGGCCUGGCCGGGCUGCUGCGGCAGAACUAUACGCUGAUUAGCAGCGGCUAUCACGACUUCUAUCCGCGCCAGCUGACGCAGCUGAUGGAGGGCAACUUCUCGGAGCGCUAUCAACGGCUGCAGCAGGCACGGAAGGGCACGCGCCUGGUCACCAUCUCGCUGGACAACAAUCUGGCACACUGGCAGCGCAAGCGCCGCCGUGGCAGCCGACUCACACAUAUCCGAGAGCCCAUCUACUUGUACCAGCUGGUCAUCUACUUUCCGAACAACACGAUCCUCAAGUUCAGCAUCGAUCGCAAGAUCGAACAGCUGCGCAGCUCGGGCGUCCUGUCGCACAUCGAGCGUCGCUAUCUGCCCGCGGGCAACUUUGGGCAAGUCGACAGCAAUGUGGAGCUGGUCACACGCAUCACCAACGAUAUGCUGCAUGGCCUCUAUCGCUGCUACGUUGCUCUGAUGGCCAUGGCUGGCUUGCUGCUGCUGCUCGAACGGCUGGCGGGGCGUUGGAGCAGGCUGCGGCGCCUGCUAGACUGGCUGCAGUAG
Drosophila hydei is the source of this 1884-nucleotide messenger RNA. RefSeq lists its product as uncharacterized. The transcript is spliced from 3 exons. Bases 1 to 1884 code for a protein of 627 amino acids. Lineage: Eukaryota; Metazoa; Arthropoda; Insecta; Diptera; Drosophilidae. The record is from RefSeq and is a predicted model, not a curated record.